UGUUGCGCGUGAAGGGGAAAUGGCUGCCGAAAACAAGCCGGAAGGACUGAAGAAAGUUCGUAAUCCGGAUCGAAUGUACAGAUCAGGAGUGUGUUAUGCUGGCCAUGGUCCACCUAAGAGUAUCAGUGAUGACACAGAGAGCCACAAUGAACAUGGACAUUUGAAAAUAUACCUGCCCAAGAAGCUGCUUGAAUGUCUACCAAAAUGCACGUCGCUGCCAAAAGAGAGACACCGAUGGAACACUAAUGAGGAGAUCGCAGCUUACUUGAUAACAUUCGAAAAGCAUGAAGAAUGGCUAACCACAUCCCCUAAAACAAGGCCGCAGAAUGGGUCGAUGAUAUUGUACAAUAGGAAGAAGGUGAAGUAUCGAAAAGAUGGCUACUGCUGGAAGAAGCGGAAAGACGGCAAGACCACACGGGAGGAUCACAUGAAGUUGAAAGUGCAGGGAGUGGAGACAGCAGACCCAGAGUCAUUUCAGAGCACGGGAGAUGGACAGUUAAACAAGGCUGUGCUGGCAGGGGGAGCAGAGUCUACAGUAACAGUUGACAGUAAUGCCUCCAAAUGUCUGUACGGCUGCUACGUCCACUCCUCCAUCAUCCCCACCUUUCACCGCAGGUGCUACUGGCUCCUCCAGGAAGGUCUUGCCAAGCUGAGCUCUGGGGCUGCUCCAGUAUCAGACCAGUGA
Molecule: messenger RNA, 685 nt
Organism: Boleophthalmus pectinirostris (great blue-spotted mudskipper)
Lineage: Eukaryota; Metazoa; Chordata; Actinopteri; Gobiiformes; Gobiidae
Product: calmodulin-binding transcription activator 1
Exons: 8
Coding region: 20-685 (221 amino acids)
Biological process (GO): regulation of transcription by RNA polymerase II
Cellular component (GO): nucleus
Molecular function (GO): transcription coregulator activity; double-stranded DNA binding
Source: RefSeq, a predicted model, not a curated record